Messenger RNA from Dujonia railenensis, 2052 nucleotides. The record is from the annotation of a GenBank genome assembly. NCBI's taxonomy places the organism in Eukaryota, Fungi, Ascomycota, Pichiomycetes, Serinales, Debaryomycetaceae.
AUGCCGUUUUUAUCAUUCAUCUACGACUCCUUGGGUGAUGGGAGCUCGUUCGCUGGUCUAUUUAGCCGGGAUGUGGUGAAUCAGGCUUCCCAAUUUACCUACCAUCAGCAAUUUGUGCAGCGAGUUCUUGCAAUUGCAUCGUCAACUUCGUCAAUAGUGUUCUGCCUUAUCGCAAUAUAUUUAUUUUUGUCUAUAGAUCCCCGGAGACUAGUUUUCAGGCACCACCUCAUAUGCUUUUUGAUCUUUUAUGAUUUUGUGAAGGCCAUUAUCUUGUUAAUCUACCCAACCAGAGUCUUGAGUUACAACACAGCCUACUACAGCAACAAUUUUUGUCAAGUUGUAGGGUUUUUCACGGCGACCGCCAUCGAAGGUGCAGACUUUGCCAUCUUAGCCUUUGCUGUGCACACAUUCCUUCUACUUUUCCAUACCCAAUUCUCCGUCAAAUUGGAGAACGGGAGAACAGAGGGGGGGCUUUACAUAUACAGACUGUACGUUUAUGUACUCUCCGUGUUAAUCCCUUUGGUGCUUGCUAGUUUAGCGUACGUCAACGGGACCGGCUAUAAUCUGUAUGUCUGUUGGUGUUCUUUGCCUCAGAAACCGGUGUGGUACAGACUUGUAUUGAGUUGGCUCCCACGGUAUUUGAUCAUUAUCACGAUUUUUACAGUGUACUGUAUGAUAUAUUUCCAUGUUAUCAAAGAAUUCAAGUCUUUGAGUGGUGCCUUCUCCACAAUGCAUGCGACAAAGUCAAAUAAAGAACGUGGAGAUGACAGGCCAACAUUCUUCCUGGCCUUAAUGUAUUCCAUUCGGGCAUUUAGGAACAAUUAUUUCCCGAAAAUCGUGCUUCCAAACCAAUACAAUAAGAAAAAUGGUGACAAAUCUGGACUGAGACGUUCAUCAUCAACGCCCGACGAAGGGAGAACAGAAACAUCUUCAGAUGAAGAAUUAAAUAUGAGUGAACUUCAUGGUAAAAACUUAGAAAACUUCAGGAAGAGACAAAAAAUUAUUGAGAAACAAAUGAAGUCAAUCUUCAUUUACCCCAUCGCCUACAUAUUCCUCUGGUUGUUCCCCUUUAUAUUGUAUGUGACGCAGAUUAAUUAUGAAGAGGCAAACCAUCCUAUAUAUUGGCUUAAUUGUAUGGGUGCCUUUUUCCAGCCAUUUAACGGAUUUGUCGACUCUUUAGUGUUUUUCUACAGAGAGAUCCCAUGGGAGUACACCAUUAUGAAAAAUUUUGAAAAGGAACAUGGGGCUAAAAUCGCAGCUGCAACGCACAUGGCUACCGUACUUGACCUGGAAUCCAUGGCCACAAGUGCAAGAUUGACUAAGCAAUCCAUCAGUAUGAGUAUGGCUGUAAAUAUUAACGAAUACUCGCUAUGGAGGCAGUAUUUCCAUAUGUUGAAAUUACCACUUUUCGAAUUACCUACCGAAGAGAAUAUCAGCAAAUUCCAAGCUAAGUUCUUGGACCAACUCCACAGAGGUUCUUCCUCAAGCAAGGAUAAUUCUGAAUUUAACGGCGUUGCUGACGGUGCAUUUGAACCUUCACCAAGAAGCUUGAAUGUUGCUGGUUACGGGGCAGGAUCCUCGGGGCUAGCAGCUGAAAGCCAUGAUUUUUCCAAUAUUCUUUCAGGGGACACAACCGAAAGAGAGUUCCGGUCUGCUUUAGAAGAUUUUUCGUUGGAUUUUUCACAGAAGAGAAAUUCUUUUGCUUCAAACCAAUCAAAGAGAAUAAGUAUUCUGAACAAAUCUUCGAGAUCGAGACAAUUAUCGAUUGUUGAUCCAAAUAUGACCAGGUUAGGCGAAAUCUUGGGACCCCAAAACAAUAAUAAUAAUAAUCAUAAUCAUAAUAAUACUAACAAUAAUGCUAAUAGCGAUAUAGAUACUUCACUCCCCUAUAAUAAUAUCAUCAAAGGUUUCCGUGGGGGGUCGGGUGGAGGUCUGGUGUCUGGUACACCUAAAAGAUCUCAGUCUACCUCAAGAGCAGGAGAUCUUUCAUCUUCAGUUGCAGAAGAAAAUGAAAUGGAUUUCUUAGAGUUCUUGAAAAAGGGUCCUAGUUAG